GUGCUGCCGCAGCAUCCCGCUUAUACGUGGAUGCAAUUAAUAAACUAGCGAGGCAGGCGCAGCAGGGCACGUGGGGCGGCUGCUCAGAUGUUGGCGCUGCUUUGAUGAAAAUCGUCGAAGUGUACAAGGAGAUCCAAGACCAGCAGAUGAAUAUCUUGAAAGCGUUCUACGUGGAUCUCCUGGUGCCGCUUGAAACAAACCUCGAAAAGGAUACAAAAGUUGUUCAGUCGGAGCAGAAGAGAUUCCUGCAACAGCAUAAACAACGAGCAGAGACGUAUAGCAAGGCUGCGGCUAUGAUGAAGAAGCAGAGGAAGAAGUCGAGAAGCUCUACGAAAACUGGACUGGCUAUGGACAAAGAACUGAAAAAUAUGCAAGUAUUGGAGGAAGAGAAAACCAAGUUGGAUGCUUUCUGCGAACAGAGUUUGAAAAAUGCAAUGACUCAAGAACGCAGACGAUACGGUUUUGUUCUGGAAAGGCACUGCUCUCUGGCCAAACACUAUCUUUCAUAUCACACUCAAGGAGUAGCCGUAUAUCAACACAACCUGGAGAAAUGGUCGGAAGUGGCAAAAACCCGUGAAUUUCUACCCGAAACCGUUGAGAAUAUAUUCAGCAAUCGACUGAGGCAAAUUUCCGUUUGGCACGAUGAGGAUGUUUAUUCGAGCCCCCGGAGCCCGCACUUCGACGACGACGGUAUUAGCAUCUCCUCGCAGUUGAGAAAAACAAAGAGCAUGGAUGCUUCCUGCUUGGAUAUCCGUUCGAUCGGAGAUGUGGGAUCACCUGUGACCACUUUAUCCAGAGCCAAAUCCGAAUACAAUUUGAAUUCAUCCACUCAUUCGCUGGAGCAAGAUGAGACACCGACGCGCCGUCCGAAAUCGAUGGCUGUACCUCCGGUGCCGCCGCCGCAAUGGGACACGCAAUUAGCGAGGGCCUUAUAUGCAUAUCUCUCCAGUGGCGAGAAUCAGCUCAGUUUCCUUGAAGGGGAUCUGAUUGCGCUGAUCGGGGAAAGAAAUAAGGGAUGGCAAUUUGGGGAGAAUUUGCGUACGCAGUGCAGCGGAUGGUUCCCUUUGGCUUACACCGAAGUUCUGGACGAUUCAUCACUUUCCCCGACGCACGCGAGCAGUUCAGGAAGCGGAAACGCAAACAUAGGUCAGCAUCCGAUGUCUCCAGGCGGUGGCGGCGGUUCGGGUUCAUCCCCCGGUAAUGUCAAUGUCAAUGAACCGCCCACCCCACGUAUGUUUGGCGAUACCCUUCAUCUGCAUAGAUCAUCCGCUAACGCUAAGCAGAUUCGACGUGCGAUCGGUUCUAACAACAUACCACCACCGGCACUGCCCGCACCUGUCCCAACCCCAUCUCUGCCAUAUCACAAGACCGGAAUGACCCAAUCUCAAAGCACUAACUUCUCAUCGAAAACUAAUACGGAGGCAACGUUCCAAUCCCCGUAUUCCCAAACGGGCAUUAAAAGCUCCGCUUCCAGUUUCAAUUUCACUACCCCGUCGACGGGAUCGUAUUCCACCCAUCCGCAACCGUCGCGAUCCGACAGGCCCACGGCCGGAGCCCCAUUGCCUCUCCACUUGCAGUCCAAGGGUAGCAAAAUCGGGGGUCCCGUCGGUAAUGUUUCGUUGCACAGCAGCAACGAUUCGGGAUUCAGCAACGAUCCACCACCCCAACCGGAAAUUGAUUACUCGGACGAUGAUUCCAUCCCAGGCCAGACCAAACUGCCGGCUCGGUAUGUAACCCCAUUUCACUUCUAAUCUAUUCAACCUUGAACCAACCACCCUCUUGUGUCUUAUUACCUUUGCAUCAAUCAACCCGAUACGCGGUUCGCACAGACCGAAACAGUUUAUUGCUCUGUAUUAAUAAACGAACAUCAACCAACAUACUUUUUUCAUUGCACUUCAUAAAUAAUCCAAUAUAAAAGAGUUUCACUCAAUAAAAAAUUUCAAUUCCGUUGAUAUUUUAUACCAGGCAAUUUUUUCCAAUAAAUAGAAAUAGAAGUCCUUUAUAGAUUUGCUUCUUAGUUUUCUAAAUAACUUAUCUUUAU
Nicrophorus vespilloides is the source of this 2041-nucleotide messenger RNA. RefSeq names its product brain-specific angiogenesis inhibitor 1-associated protein 2-like. The record is from RefSeq and is a predicted model, not a curated record. Gene Ontology annotation, cellular component: nucleoplasm; cytosol. Gene Ontology annotation, biological process: positive regulation of actin filament polymerization; actin filament bundle assembly; actin crosslink formation. Gene Ontology annotation, molecular function: protein binding. The transcript has 10 exons. NCBI's taxonomy places the organism in Eukaryota, Metazoa, Arthropoda, Insecta, Coleoptera, Silphidae. The annotation marks the transcript as partial.